CAGUCUACACCCAGGGAACGAAGAGCAAGCGCCAUGUUGAAGCCACCAUUGCCACUCAGAUCCCUCUUAUUCCUGCAGCUGCCUCUGCUGGGGGUGGGGCUGACCCCGAAGGUCCCCACGCCCAGUGGGAAUGAAGACAUCACAACUGAUUUCUUCCUGACUUCUACACCCCCUAGGGCCCCCAGUGUUUCCACCCUGCCCCUCCCAAAGGUUCAGUGUUUUGUGUUCAAUGUUGAGUACAUGAAUUGCACUUGGAACAGCAGCUCUGAGCCCCAGCCCACCAACCUGACUCUGCACUAUUGGUACAAAAACUCUGACGAUGGUAAAGUCCAAGAGUGUGGCCACUAUCUAUUCUCUGAAGAGGUCACUUCUGGCUGUUGGUUGGGAAAAGAGGAGAUCCAUCUCUACGAAACAUUUGUUGUCCAGCUCCAGGACCCAAGGGAACCCAGGAGGCAAGCCACACAGAUGCUAAAACUGCAGGAUCUGGUGAUCCCCUGGGCUCCAGAGAAUCUAACACUUCACAACCUGAGUGAAUCCCAGUUAGAACUGAGAUGGAGCAGCAGAUACUCGGACCAUUGUUUGGAGCACCUGGUGCAGUACCGGAGUGACCGGGACCGCAGCUGGACUGAACAAUCAGUGGGCCACAGACCUAGCUUCUCUCUGCCUAGCGUGGAUGCACAGAAACUCUACACGUUCCGUGUUCGGAGCCGCUAUAACCCACUCUGUGGAAGUGCUCAGCAUUGGAGUGAAUGGAGCCACCCGGUCCACUGGGGCAGCAGUACUUCAAAGGAGAGUCCUUCAUUGUUUGCGUUGGAAGCUGUGCUUAUCCCCGUCGGGUCCAUGGGAUUGAUUAUUGGCCUCAUCUGUGUGUACUGCUUGCUUGAGCGGAUGAUGCCCCGAAUUCCUACCCUCAAGAACCUAGAGGAUCUGGUUACUGAAUACCAUGGGAACUUUUCGGCCUGGAGUGGUGUGUCUAAGGGAUUGGCGGAAAGUCUGCGGCCAGACUACAGUGAACGGCUCUGCCACGUCAGUGAAAUUCCCCCAAAAGGAGGGGCUCUAGGGGAGGGGUCUGGGGGCUCCCCCUGCAGCCAGCAUAGCCCCUACUGGGCUCCCCCAUGUUACACCCUGAAACUUGAAACCUGAGCCCUUAUACCCUGACAGAACCCCAGGGUCCUGUAGCCCUAAAUUGUACUAACAUCCCUUAGUCUAACCAGGCUGGGUCCGAUCCUUACCUCACUCCCCUGAUUUUGAAUUUUGUGCCCACUAUAACAGCUCCCUUAUUCAAUAUCUCCUACUUGAGGAUUUUGCCCUGGUACAUGUUUCAUCUCCUCCAAUCCAGCCCUCCCUCUUUGCUGGAUUCUUUCCCCGCUGUCCCGCCGUCCCUCCGUCCCUCCGUCCCUCCCUCCCUCUUUCCGUCUACCCUUCAAUUGUUCCUGAAUCAAUGAGAAAUAAAGUUUCUGCUGAUGAU
Equus quagga is the source of this 1468-nucleotide messenger RNA. It is a transcript of the gene IL2RG, whose product is annotated as interleukin 2 receptor subunit gamma. Gene Ontology annotation, cellular component: external side of plasma membrane; membrane. Lineage: Eukaryota; Metazoa; Chordata; Mammalia; Perissodactyla; Equidae. The record is from RefSeq and is a predicted model, not a curated record. Gene Ontology annotation, molecular function: cytokine receptor activity; protein binding. The coding region runs from base 34 to 1143 and encodes 369 amino acids. The transcript is spliced from 8 exons. Gene Ontology annotation, biological process: cytokine-mediated signaling pathway.